AUGCCCAAGAAAAGACAUCAGGGCAGAUACUCGAAACCGCAGUCCACAGCUCCCGCAGCUCUCUCGAGCAGCUCAGAUCACGAACGCCCCGGCGUCAACCAGCUGCUGGCGUCGCUCAGGCGCACAAGACGAGAUGGAGACAAACCGCAGUCCCCAGUCAGCGUCGCAAAUAUCGCCGCGCCAAGCGUCCCACCACAGAUCCGCGAGAUUCUGAGCCUUCCGGAGACACCGGCACCAGCUCCGAGAAGGCGCCCUCGCUUCAACCCUCGGUUUGAUGCCCUGGGUCGCAGGAUGCCCGCGGGCCCUCCGCCCCCUCUCAGCUGGCUCGCCCUGUCCCGACAGACGCAGAGGCUCGGGACUAGCGACCAGGACCCUCAGGACUAUGAGCAGUGUCUGCUUCCCGGCCUGUACAGGCCGAAUCGCGGGAGCCUGAGCGACAUGAUCCUGCGGCAGAUGGCACUCGACUGGGACUUUCAGAGGUCGUACAAUGUCUACUAUCUCUAUUCUCUACCCACACGUCUUCGUAUGGCACUCAUCUCGUGCGUUGCAACGAGCUACGAGCCUGGCCUGUCGCUGUCUGAUCUCAAGACCAUCCUCAUCCCGCAGGUCCCCAAUGAUGACGACAAGGACGACGAGGACGAGGACGAUCGUCACGCGCUGAGCCCGAGCUCGCUGAACGAGGGUCUUACUCACCUAGACCUGUCGACCUUGGUCGGGAGAACUAUCAAGCUGCGUGAUCUCUCGCGCCUCUUAUUUCCCUCUAAGUCUCAGAAGAGCGAAGGCGCUGUGCUGGAGUCCUGGGACGCCGUUGAAUCCCCACCAGUACCUCGCCCACUCCUCCCGAACCUCACACACCUCUCGCUCGCCGCCACCCCCGACACCAGUGCCAUAAACUCAUGGAGGCAGCUGCUCAGUCUUUCCGAGAACCUCCCGACCCUCACGCAUCUCAGCCUUGCCUACUGGCCGAAACCCUCGCUGACGCCGAACUCGACCUUCUGGAAGGUGGUCACGCCGCAAGGCCAGACGGUCCAGGCAGGCGGCACCAACUACUACAGCCAUACUCUCGAUAAUGACUGGUCCGAGGCGAUCCUCAUCCUGCGCAAGCUGAGCCAGAAUCUGUACGGGCUGGAGUAUCUCGAUGUCACGGGCUGCCUGUCCUGGUUUACGGCGCUGGCGGAGAAGAAGGAUGGUGAUCAAAUCGAUUGGGCUGGGGCGUGGGGCAAGGUCACGCACCUCGUGAUGCACACGGGUUCCAGUGCGCCGCUGAAACCUGAGGCAACGUCCAAGUACACUGAGUGGUUGUUCACGAUGGACAAGGCACAUUCCAUAGAGAAGACUGUCAGAGCCCAACGGGCGGGGCGAGGACGCAUCUUCACUGUCGAGCGGACCAAGUGGGGUGGAGACGUGUCGAGUGGAUGA
Cryphonectria parasitica EP155 is the source of this 1419-nucleotide messenger RNA. RefSeq lists its product as uncharacterized. Bases 1 to 1419 code for a protein of 472 amino acids. NCBI's taxonomy places the organism in Eukaryota, Fungi, Ascomycota, Sordariomycetes, Diaporthales, Cryphonectriaceae. The record is from RefSeq and is a predicted model, not a curated record. The transcript has 2 exons.